CACUGGGACUGGAACAAGUGUCUCUGCAACGACAAGCAUUGUGAUCGAAAGGAUUGGAAUUGUAAGGACUGGGACUGGAAUAAGUGCAUUUGCAACGACAAGCCUUGCCAGAAGGAUCCUAAGUUUGAGUAUUUAAACACCACGGCUCUUGGGGAUGAGUCGCCUCCAACGGGGGUCAAACAAUACACGACUACGAACCCACCUCCAGCAAAUCUACAAUCGUUUUUCGAGAAACGGAACCAACUCUUUACAAAAUUUGACGAUGGAAUCUGGUUGAAUGACGAAGGUUGGUAUAGCGUGACCCCCGAACAUCUCGCAGACAAGAUCACCAAUCGCAUCAUCGAACAACUCCGAUUACACGAUCAGGAAGGCGCCGCCUCAACUAAGAAGUACCACCUUAUGGACGCCUUCUGCGGCCCAGGCGGAAACGUCCUUUCCUUCGCUCGUCACCAAUCCGGCGUCUCGCACGUCACCACCGUCGAUAUUUCCAAAGAUAUGUUGCGGAUCGCCAAUCAUAACGCCUCGAUCUAUCAGGUACCGGCCGGUUCAAUUCGGUUUGUGGAGGGAGAUAUCUUGCGAAGUUCUGAGGAGCUGAAACAUCCUUCCCGAUCGAAACUGAGAGGGGACUGGAGUGUCAAGCACAUUGACGCAAUUUUCAUGAGUCCGCCUUGGGGAGGUACGAAAUACAAGAAGCGAGAAGGAGACGAAGGAUUUGAGACUGCGCCGGCGUUUGACUUGGAUGCGAUGCCAGUUCCAAUUGCUAGUAUCAUCGCUGCAGCCAAACCCAUCACCCCGAACCUGGCAAUCAUGUUGCCUCCCACGACAGACCCGGAAGACGUGAAGAAACAUCUGGACGGCCUGCCCAUUGAAAUCGAGCAAUAUAUUGUAGAUGGGGUACUGAAGUUCAUUGUCGCUUUCACUGGAGAUCUGGCAAAGUUGGGUUCAUGA
Molecule: messenger RNA, 948 nt
Organism: Penicillium arizonense
Lineage: Eukaryota; Fungi; Ascomycota; Eurotiomycetes; Eurotiales; Aspergillaceae
Exons: 5
Biological process (GO): 7-methylguanosine cap hypermethylation; 7-methylguanosine RNA capping
Cellular component (GO): nucleus
Molecular function (GO): RNA cap trimethylguanosine synthase activity
Source: RefSeq, a predicted model, not a curated record